AAUCGGAGUUUACAUGUGAUGAUAUCGAUUCCAUUUUUUGUAUGAAUAGAAAUGAACCAAAAUAUUGUCAUAUUGUUUUCGUUUGGUUUGUUUUCAAUUGUUUAGUUUAUUACUAUUAGAAUUUGUGUUUAAAUUGUCAAUAAUGAAAUUGGAAAUUGAUGGGCUUGAAGUUUUGUUCCCUUACGACUUCAUCUACCCUGAACAAUAUGCUUACAUGUGUGAGGUGAAAAAAGCAAUUGACAGCAAAGGCCAUGGACUAUUGGAAAUGCCCUCAGGCACCGGUAAAACUGCAUCAUUGUUGUCAUUGAUCAUCGCCUACCAAAGAGCUCAUCCUUACAACGUAAAUAAGUUGAUCUACUGUUCACGAACUGUUCCUGAGAUUGAGAAGUGUGUUGAAGAAUUGAAAAGAUUGCGAAAUUAUUAUAAACAGUAUGGUAAAGGAAAUGACUCUUUUGUUGGUCUUUGUUUAACCAGCCGAAAAAAUUUAUGUAUCCAUCCGGUGAUCAGUAAGGAGAGAGAUGGUAAAGUAAUUGAUGGUAAAUGCUAUGCAAUUACUGCAAGCCACAAGAGGGAAUUGGCUAAAACUGAUAGCUCAAUCGAAAUCUGUAAUUUCUUUGAAAAAUUUGACGCUAUUGGAAGAGAAUCUCCUUUACCCGAUGGUGUUUAUUCAAUUGAUGAUCUCAAAGAAUUUGGAAAAGCCAAAGGAUAUUGCCCAUAUUUUACCGCUCGUUAUGCUAUGUCUUAUGCCAAUGUUAUCGUUUACAGUUAUUAUUACCUUUUAGACCCAAAAAUUGCCGAUCUAGUCUCGAAAGAAAUGUCCCGUAAUUCAAUUGUGGUCUUUGAUGAAGCUCAUAAUAUCGACAAUGUUUGUAUUGAAUCUUUGUCGGUGACCAUUACCAAGCGGACAAUUGAACGAGGCCAAGCAAAUGUCAAUGCUCUUGCCUCAACUAUCCAAGGAAUUCGUGAUGCUGAUGAAGAGAGAUUGAAAAAUGAAUAUCAAAGAUUGGUACAAGGAUUAAGAGAGGCCAACAUAGCCCGUGAGAAUGAUCAAAUUUUGGCUAAUCCAAUUCUUCCCAGUGAAAUAUUGGAAGGAGCGAUUCCAGGCAAUAUCAGAACAGCGGAACAUUUUAUUAAUUUUCUCAAAAGACUAUUGGAAUAUAUUAAAACCCGAUUAAGGACUCAACAUGUUGUCCAGGAAAGUCCAGCGGGAUUUUUACGUGACAUCGCUGCCAAAGUUUGCAUUGAAAGGAAACCCUUGAGAUUUUGUGCCGAAAGACUAAGAUCACUAAUCAAGACCCUAGAGAUAACCGAAAUAACAGAUUUUUCACCUUUAGUUACCAUUUGUAAUUUCGCAACUCUAAUCAGUACUUACACCCAAGGUUUCAGUUUGAUUAUUGAACCUUUUGAUGAUCGUACGCCGACCAUUUCCAAUCCAAUUCUUCACUUCAGCUGUAUGGAUGCAUCUCUCGCUAUUAAGCCCGUUUUCCAGCGUUUUCAAACGGUCAUCAUAACAUCGGGAACACUAUCACCUCUUGACAUGUAUCCAAAGAUAUUGAACUUCCGUCCAGUUACGAUAACCUUAACGAUGACUCUUGCACGUCCAUGUAUUUUCCCGAUGAUUGUGGCCAAAGGAAAUGACCAAGUCUCAAUGUCAUCUAAAUUUGAAUCUCGUAAUGACAUCGCUGUUAUCCGUAACUUUGGUAUUCUUCUUGUUGAAAUGUCGGGUAUUGUUCCAGACGGCUUGGUAGCUUUCUUUCCCAGUUACGCUUAUUUGGAGACGGUUGUUGCCUCUUGGUACGAACAAGGAAUCAUCGAUUCACUAUUACGGAAGAAAUUGCUUUUCAUCGAAACGACCGAUGCAGCCGAAACCAGUCUAGCGCUUUACAAUUACGUAAAAGCUUGUGAAAACGGCCGAGGAGCUGUCCUACUUUCCGUGGCUCGUGGUAAAGUUUCCGAGGGUGUUGAUUUCGACCAUCAUCUUGGUAGAGCGGUCAUUAUGUUUGGCAUUCCAUAUGUGUACACUCAAUCGCGAAUUUUAAAAGCUCGCCUCGAAUAUCUUAGAGACAAUUAUCAGAUUCGUGAGAAUGAUUUUCUUACCUUUGAUGCAAUGAGACACGCAGCUCAAUGUGUUGGACGAGCUCUUCGGGGUAAAACCGAUUAUGGUAUUAUGUGUUUCGCUGAUAAGAGAUUUGCAAGGUUCGAUAAAAGAGGAAAAUUACCCAAAUGGAUUCAAGAACAUCUUAAAGAUUCUCUGUGUAAUUUAUCAAUCGAAGAAGGAGUUCAACUGGCCAAGCGAUUUUUACGUCAAAUGGCUCAGCCGUUCACUCGAGAAGAUCAACUUGGAAUUUCACUAUUAACAUAUGAACAACUUCAGGAUGAAGAAAUUAAGAAAAAUAUAAUAGAUAAAGUUGCAUCUUAAAGUUACAAGUUAAUCAUUCAGUCUGAUUAUUUGUGAUUCCAUUCAUCACCAUCAAUCAUUAAGAAUCAAAAAUCAAUUCAAUUCGUGUCUUGGUUGAUUGUUACCACCUCAUUUAUAUUUGUAUUCAACAGAUUCUAAUUUAAUCAUUCAUGUUUUUUUUGUACACUUACAAGAGUUCAAAUGUAUUAUAUUUUCUGUAAAAAGAUUCAUUCUAUUAACGUAACAAAUUAGAUUAACUUAUUAAUUAUCCAA
Panonychus citri (citrus red mite) is the source of this 2671-nucleotide messenger RNA. RefSeq names its product general transcription and DNA repair factor IIH helicase subunit XPD-like (gene Xpd). Lineage: Eukaryota; Metazoa; Arthropoda; Arachnida; Trombidiformes; Tetranychidae. Gene Ontology annotation, cellular component: nucleus. Gene Ontology annotation, molecular function: hydrolase activity, acting on acid anhydrides, in phosphorus-containing anhydrides; damaged DNA binding; ATP binding. Gene Ontology annotation, biological process: nucleotide-excision repair; transcription by RNA polymerase II; positive regulation of mitotic recombination. The record is from RefSeq and is a predicted model, not a curated record.